Lichtheimia ornata is the source of this 3018-nucleotide messenger RNA. RefSeq lists its product as uncharacterized. The record is from RefSeq and is a predicted model, not a curated record. Bases 1 to 3018 code for a protein of 1005 amino acids. The transcript is spliced from 10 exons. Gene Ontology annotation, molecular function: zinc ion binding. Lineage: Eukaryota; Fungi; Mucoromycota; Mucoromycetes; Mucorales; Lichtheimiaceae.
AUGUAUGAUAUCAUUUGGUUACAAGGACACCCAGCUAUCGCAGCCAUACAUUAUUAUCAACACCUGAAGGAUACACACGUCUUUUAUUGUCCAGACGAUGGCAACCACCCAAUGCCCAUUCGCGCAUUGGCUCGCGACAUUCUGACAGUAUACGAUUCAAAUAACAAGAGUCUCGCCGUUCACUUUAUGCAUCCUUGUGGCGACAAGAGACUGGAUCAAGUCAUGCUAUUCAUCAACAAGAUACGUGCAGAGCUGCGUAUGGCGUGCUAUGAGCUCCCUACUUCAAAGCUUCAGAUCAACCUUUUACUUGGAUGGAGCAUGUCUAUAUACCAUCAGCAUAAUACAACAGCCGAGCAGUGGAUGCGGCGAUGCCUUGUUCCGUACGAUCCAGCAGCAUCACAGGCACCUUCUUCUUGUACGAUCCAUUGUGUUACAGAUGAUGCCAACAAGCUCUUUUGCAUAAGCGAUACCCCUUUUAUCAAGCAGGCGCUCUUUGUGAACAUCACUCUGUCCCUGUGCGACCAAGCACCAUCAAUAGAACAUGGCAUAGUAUUGACAACCGAUGCAAAGGCGGCUAUCCAAGGUUGGUCGGAUGCAAUGGCAUCAUUAUCGAUAGCUGGUACCCUAAUUUUCUUUGUCGAUGAAAAACUUCUUUUUCGUCAAGUGGUCGUGAAUGAAACAAGCAAAAGCAAACAGGAAGGAUUAUUGACGAGGCUUCGAAAAGCAACCUAUGAGCGAUUACAAGAGAUGAAUGCAGCGUGCCCUAUAUACAUGUAUUCUCGGGAUUACUGUGAUGCGCAUCAUGAAGAGCUCAUUGAUCAAAUUACAUGUAUGCAGCAUCGUCAUCAUUUGGAUUUGUCUCGCUCUCUUUGUUUGCAUUUCUCUCGACAAGAAGCUCGCAAGGUGGAAGAUCAUCCUUACUUAUCGAGUAUCCAAAAUGUAUACCUGAAUGAGGAGAAAUCCAAGAAUCGUUCCCGGUGGGAAGGUGACUUUUCUACUAUGAUCCAAGCCGACAAAGCAAGUAGUGAAGGUGAUACGUUAUCUUUAAAAUCUCCAUCCCUGCUGGAUUUACCUCCAGAGAUAACGUCUGACUCCCUGGUGCCGUUGGUGAAGCAUUUGAAAAAUGAGGAGCUUACCACGACUGAGCAUUUUGAAGAGAGAUUGACGCAUAGUGUAUCUGCAUCGAAUGCAUCAACCUAUGAGAAGUGGAAAUUAUGCAUGGAGGCAGCUAUCCCUGUUGGGGAUCCUAUACAGAGUGAUACCAUCAUGAAAGAAGCGAUCCACAAUGGCGACAAGGACACCACCACUUCACCAUUAUCACCACCAAAAGAGCCGGAGCAGCAUGAAGGGAUCCAAGAACCGUAUCAUGGUGAUCCAGUGGAUUUGAUGGAGUCGUUUUCAUAUGCGCUCAAAGAUGAUAUGAUCGUAAAGUACAUUGACAACCAAGGUGCCUACAAGCGUGGUGGAUCUAUCCUUGACUCUCUUGACCAAACUGAAUUCUCUGGCAACGAAGAGAAGAUCACGUUAUUUACCAAGGCGAAAGGAACAGCAGCUGAGCCAUACAAUGUGCAUAUCACGUUGGAAAAGCCAAGUGGUGGCAAUAUUGUUAUAUCGGGUGGAGUGUGCUCAUGUCCCGUUGGCAAAGGAGGAAAAUGCAAGCAUUGUGUCGCGACGCUAAAAAUGUUCAUGAUCAACGGUGAUGAUUUUGAUUAUGCGCCUACCAGAAAACCACCACCAUCUACAACAACAAAUGAUACCAAUCCCCCCUCCAAGGCCAAGGCGGCAAUAUCCAAGGACACCGCUGUAUCUGAAAAACAGCCAAAUGUUACAACAGCUACACUAGCACCAGCACCACAACCACCACAACCAUCAUCGACAAGUAUCACCACUCAGCCAUCAUCCUCAUCCUCAACUUCAAGGCCACCGCGACGACGACGAUCACUUCCCUGGUCAGAUGCCUUGGAUGAACAGCCAAAAGCAAAAACUCGACGAAAGGUGAAUACUGAGGAUGAUGACAAGAAGAAGCCAAAGAAAGCAACCACCACCACCAAAGCACGACAAAAGAAAAAGAUGGAUGAAGAUGAAAGUACAUCUGCCAGCACCAGCACAGCGCCCAAAAGAGCAACAACGACGCGAGGGAAAAAGAAGACAACAGUGGAUGCUAUGGAUGAUGAAUUUGGUGUUGAUAUGUCCAUUGAUGUGCCCAAAAGAGCAACCACCACCAGAAGGAAAAAGAAAACAACAGUGGAUGCUAUGGAUGAUGAAUUUGGUGCUGAUACGUCAUCUAUCGUGGAUACACCAAAGCCAAAAACAACAACCACCAGAAGGAAAAAGAAAGCGACCGUGGAUGUUAUGGAUGAUGAAUUUGGUAUCGAUACUUUAUCCAGCAUGGAUAUGCCAACAACCACCACCAGGCGAAAAACACCAUCGAGAAGAGCCAAAGUGGAUAAGCAGCAGGAUGUUGCCAUGUCGACAAGUGACACUAGUGAAAAAGAAGACGACGAUGUAGAACCCAAGAAAUCAGUGGUGGAUUUGAUGGAUUCAGAAUUCGGCCUUGGAAUGCCAGCAAUGGAAAAGACGCCUACACGAGAACGAUCACUCUCACCACAAAUAUCAUCAUCUCUUGAACCUCCUCCUUCACGUUCCUCCACGCCCAUCAUCAUGUUCAAAAAAUCACCUUUGAAGAACGAUCAAGUAGAUGACGAUGAUGAUAGUGAUGCCACACAAGAUGGUUUAGAUCUCAUGAUGAAUGAUGAUGAUGAAGACAUUAGUUCGCCAUUUCAAAAUCAUGGUAGCAAGAGUUACAACAUGUCCUUGGAUAUACCUAUUACCACCACUCGAAGCAACAGCAGUAGUGACAUGUCAUUGGAUAUACCUGCCACCACCACCACCACCACCACCACCAGGCAUAGUAGCAACAAGCCUUCAGACAAGGAAAAAGACACCAUUAUGAUCCAUAGCAGUGAUGAUGAUGAACGAGAUAAAGUCGAUGAUUUAUUCGAUGAAAUUGGCUUAUAG